Molecule: messenger RNA, 401 nt
Organism: Prorocentrum cordatum
Lineage: Eukaryota; Dinophyceae; Prorocentrales; Prorocentraceae
Source: the annotation of a GenBank genome assembly
GCGAGCGCGCGCCCGCAGGCCACCGCCGCGGCCUGCCUCGGCGCCUGCGCCGCCCGCCAUGGCUGCCGCGCGCCGAGGGCCGCCCCCGCCACGGCAGCAGCAGCGGCGCAGGGCAGGACGGCCACCACGGUGGCAGCCAGGGCAGCCGCCAAGGCGUCGGGUGGUGCCGGCCCACUCGUGGCUUUCAUCCUCGGCGGGCCAGGCAGCGGCAAGGGCACGCAGUGCGAGCGAGUCGUGCGGGAGCUCGGCUACACGCACCUCAGCGCCGGCGACCUCCUGCGCGCGGAGCGCCAGCGCGAGGGCUCCGAGCUCGGGGGCAUGAUCGAGAGCACCAUCCGCUCCGGCGGCGUCGUGCCUGGAGCGGUCAUCGCGGCCCUCCUGGAGCAGGCGAUGCGGGAGGC